Molecule: messenger RNA, 4281 nt
Organism: Sitodiplosis mosellana (orange wheat blossom midge)
Lineage: Eukaryota; Metazoa; Arthropoda; Insecta; Diptera; Cecidomyiidae
Gene: Gpdh1
Product: glycerol-3-phosphate dehydrogenase [NAD(+)], cytoplasmic
Exons: 7
Coding region: 279-1334 (351 amino acids)
Biological process (GO): carbohydrate metabolic process; glycerol-3-phosphate catabolic process
Cellular component (GO): glycerol-3-phosphate dehydrogenase (FAD) complex; cytosol
Molecular function (GO): NAD binding; glycerol-3-phosphate dehydrogenase [NAD(P)+] activity; protein homodimerization activity
Source: RefSeq, a predicted model, not a curated record
UUUGAUACAUAUUCUUGACGUACGUUUUCACACAUGCAUAGGGUUAAAGUGAAAUUGCUGAUAUUUUUAAAGUCGACAGAGAUCCAAAACAAUUCAGUUGUGUUCUGAGUUUUGUCGAAAAAUCGUGUGAUUUUCCGUCGACGAACCGUAAGAAGAAGAAAAAAUCGUAAAGAAAAUAAAAAUCGCGACAGCAAUACCAAGUAACGUUGUGUUCGUUUUAAAUUCUAUUAUUAUAAUCGCAGCUUGUGCAUAAGCCACAGUGUAUCAAUUUAUACGAUAUGGCUUCAAAUAAAAUAAACGUAUGCAUUGUUGGCUCCGGUAACUGGGGUUCAGCCAUUGCAAAAAUCGUUGGUGCAAAUGCAGCUCGCUUAGAAAAUUUCAAUGACCGUGUCACAAUGUACGUGUUCGAAGAGGAUAUUAAUGGUAAAAAACUCACCGAAAUCAUCAAUGAAACACAUGAAAAUGUGAAAUACUUGCCCGGACACAAAUUACCUCCGAAUGUGGUUGCCGUUCCCGAUUUGGUGGAAGCUGCCAAAGAUGCUGACAUUCUGAUUUUCGUCGUUCCACAUCAGUUCAUCCCAGGCCAAUGCAAGCAAUUGUUGGGCAAAAUCAAGAAAACCGCCGUUGGUUUAUCACUAAUCAAAGGUUUUGAUGUAGCCCCAGGUGGUGGUAUCGAAUUGAUUUCACACAUCAUCACAAGGCACUUGGAAAUCCCAUGCUACGUUUUGAUGGGCGCCAAUUUGGCAAAUGAAGUGGCCAAUGAAAAUUUCUGCGAAACCACAAUCGGUUGUAAUGAUAAGAAAUGGGCACCAAUUUUGCGUGACACAAUGCAAGCUAGCUAUUUCCGUGUUGUUGUAGUCGAUGAUAUUAAUACGGUUGAAGUGUGUGGCGCUCUAAAGAAUAUUGUUGCCUGCGGCGCUGGUUUUGUUGAUGGUUUGAAACUAGGAGACAACACAAAAGCUGCUGUCAUUCGUUUAGGCCUUAUGGAAAUGAUCAAAUUCGUGGAAGUCUUCUAUCCAGGUAGCAAAUUGGCAACAUUCUUUGAGAGUUGCGGUGUUGCUGAUUUGAUUACAACCUGUUAUGGUGGUCGUAACCGUAAAGUGUCAGAAGCAUACGUAACCAGCGGAAAGACGAUCGAAGAGCUUGAACAAGAAAUGUUGAAUGGUCAAAAAUUACAGGGUCCACCUACUGCUAAAGAAGUCAACUUCAUGCUUUCAAACAAAAAAAUGGAAGAAAAGUUCCCAUUGUUCACUGCUAUUCACAACAUUUGCAUUGGCAAACUCAAGCCAAAUCAACUUAUUGACUGUAUACGUGAACACCCGGAGCAUAUGUAAGUCAAUGGAACAUAACAAAAAACAAAUACCCGAAAAUGUUCACUCUUAACGCUUCAUUAAAUCAAAAAACAAAAAACUAUAAUAAAAUAUGUUUCUCAUAUUUUGUGAUAGACAAAAAAUGUUCAAAUUUAUGUAGCUAAACAAAGAACACACAGAAAAAUGAAAACGCCAACUAAAUUUAUGACCUUAGAAAUGUAGUGACCCAAAGUCCCGAUGGUUGAGAUAUAUGAGCAAAAAAAAAAAUGAAAGAAAACAAAAAAAAAAACCAAAGUUAUUGUACAUAAUAAUUUUAUAUCGACACCGAAAACAAUGACCUACCGACAGUUUUCGUUUUUCUUUCGUUGAUUUUGUUUAGCUGGCAUUAUGUUUAUUUCGAACCAUUUUAUGUGUUACAUUUGAUGCAAUUAUUUGGUUAAUGUUACAAACAUUUUUUGUUUGUCUUUUGGUUUUUGUACUCGGAUUUGAAUGAUUAGUAAUCGAUUCACUGCAAGACCAAAAGUCAAUCAAUGUUUAACCAAUGUUCAAUUAUACGUUCAUUAUAAAUGACAUGAAAAAAAAAGAAUAUACCAAAUUAAAAGGUGAUUUUGCAAAUAAUCAAAACAAGAAAUAUCCAAAUUGUGUUAUGUUUUUUUUGUCGUUGUUUUUUUUUAAUUUUAAUUUUAAUUUCCGUUUUCAUCUGUCAAAAAAAAAAACUUGUAAUUUGUACCGUGUUUUCUCCGUGGUUGUUUUGGUUUUUUAAACUUUGUACACAAAAUAUCUGACCACAAUCAGCACUUGAUUUAGUGAUAAUUAAUAUUAAUUCGUCCAAUUUGUUGUUCUCACAUGUCUCUACCUAUUUCUCUUUCUCUAUCUCUUUCUCUCUUUGCACAUUCGAUCUCGUUCGGUUAUCUUUUAGAGCGAAAUGAAAUUUAAGCACACAAAAUCAACCUUUGCACGACUUUUCGUCAUCCAUACACACCACAUCUUUUCGAAUCUGCUGUUUGAUUUAUAAUAAUUCGCGCGAAAAAUGGUUCAAAAAUCCAUCCGAACAAAACAAUUUCAAGAGCUUUUCAGAUGUGUUCACCUUGUAAGAUUGGUUUGAAUCAAUGAAUUCAAUUUAUGCGCUUUUAAUCAAUUGCCUCAAUUAAAGCGUUUAACAUUGAAAUGCUCCAACUAAAAAAACCGAAAAUCCACUCACAGCCGAUUUGAAGCGCCUUAUUUAACCCCUUUUGACUUAUCUUAUUAUUAAUCAUGUGUAUAUUUUUUACAGCAAUAUUUUUUUUAGUUGUUCAUCAUAUGUUCGAAAUGGAAUGUCAUGAAAUUAUUCAUAAUAUAUGUGUUUUUUUCUCUCUUUCUUGUAUCAUAUUUGUUUUGUAGUUGCAAACAUAUUACUGCGAAACUCUAAGCAGCGAUGCAUUGUCACAGUUAUUGCGUGCACUCAUCCCUAAUCAAAUAAUCAUCAUCAAUUUAUUGUUUAGACUCAGUUUAUUUGUAAAAUAUUCAUAUUGAUUACAUUUUUGUUCGAAAUUUUAUUUUGAAUUUAUCAUACAUUUUAACAUGGAAAUAAAAUACUAAUUGAUUUUUUUAAAAUUAAGUUAAGAAUUUAAUUAAAUUUCGAACGGAAAAGAAAACAGAGAUAUUUGGCCAAACAAUUUAUCAUACUAUUUGAAUUUGAAAUGUAAAAACUGUCAUUUAUUUCCAAAUUUUAAGGAGUUGAAAUGAAACCAUAACAAAUUCAUUCAUUGCAUCAAUUUGAAAGAAAAAACUGUAAGCAUUUAACAGAAGAAAACUAGUUAAUAUUGUAUACAAGUUGUGUUCUGGUGUAUUCAUUGUCUUUUCAUCUUUUCUUCAGUUAACUCUCCAGAUGGUCAGUUUUGUGUUAAAAAGAAAAAUUAUACAACACAGAGCCUAUUUUCAGUCAGUAUUUUUGUUUAUAAAUAAAUUUUUCGUUCCGAAAAGCGCCGGUAUAAAGCAAAAAUAUUGGGGAAAUUAUAUCAUAAGUAGUAUUUGAAGAAAAUUGAUUUGUUUAAAUUAAUUAAAAAGUUCAAAGUAUAUUUUCAUACGCACAUAAAAUGGAUAGGGUUAAGAUAAGAGUUAAGCUAAAUUUGCGAUAUGAAACUAUAGACUUCUGGUUGGAUGAUCAAAUACCAGAUUCAUCACAUACAAGUGUAAAUCAUUUUUCCUCUCCCAAAAUCCAGACACUUUAGUAUGGCUUCCAUUCAUCGUAAUUUGGAAAGCAAUCCAAUCAAACAAAAAUGCGAUUGUUGUAGAAAAAUAUGUCCUCCCCGUUCAUUGGGUUUGUAUUUAGCUGUAUAAUUGUUGAUCUGUUUGCAUCAUCAGUUUAUUUUUAUUUUGGUUUUGUGCAAUUUCGUCGCAUCCAUCUUUUUAUCCGGACCAGCCAACAAAAACAUUCUGAUUAUGAUGGCAUGUUGAUUAUAUGAUUUUCUUUGUUCGAUCUUCUUCUUUUUUUCUCUCUCUCUCUCUUUAUACAAUUCGCAGGCAAACAUUCGCUUAAUUUGUCUUCUUCACAUUCACAUGUUGGAUUUGAACGAAUAUUGUGUUUGAUUCGAAUCGACAAACUUCACCGUCGACGAAUACACACGAUUGUACAAAUGAUGAAAUAUUAGGAUAAAAAUUCAACAACUCCAUUAGUUAAUAUACAAUACACAUGUACCUAAGCAAUUUGAAUAGGUUUUGCAAGUUUCAAGUAAUGUGAAUAUUAUAUGUUUACUUAAAUUAACACAGAAACAACAACAAAAAAAACGCUUUACAUAGAUUAAUUUAACCAAUCUGGUCAUUUUUAUCUAGAAAUUCUUUUCAUUUAGCGAACAUGCGAAUGGGGCAUAAUUUCUAAUUUGUAAAAUCAACAAGUGAAUUACAACUACAAUCCUGUUAACAACUGAUUUAUCUGAAUUAUUAAAAGAAACAAAACCGAAAAUAAAAUCGAAGUUUUUAAUCAGAAAAAAAA